This is a messenger RNA of Anas platyrhynchos (mallard), 1078 nucleotides long. The record is from RefSeq and is a predicted model, not a curated record. NCBI's taxonomy places the organism in Eukaryota, Metazoa, Chordata, Aves, Anseriformes, Anatidae.
CUCUACAGGUAUGCAAAAUUCCAGUAUGAAUGUGGCAAUUACUCUGGAGCUGCAGAAUAUCUUUACUUCUUUAGGGUUCUGGUUCCAGCUACAGACAGAAAUGCUCUGAGUUCUCUGUGGGGGAAACUUGCAUCUGAAAUUCUGAUGCAGAAUUGGGAUGCAGCCAUGGAAGAUCUCACAAGACUGAAGGAGACAAUAGAGAAUAAUUCAGUAAGCUCUCCGCUGCAGUCGCUUCAACGAAGUACAUGGCUCCUCCUCUGGUCUCUGUUUGUGUUUUUUAAUCAUCCUAAUGGGAGAGACAAUAUCAUUGAUCUCUUUCUCUGUCAACCACAGUAUCUCAAUGCAAUUCAGACAAUGUGCCCACGUCUCCUCCGAUACCUCACUACUGCAGUCAUAACAAAUAAGGAUGUUCGAAAACGUAGACAAGUGCUGAAAGAUCUAGUCAAGGUUAUUCAACAGGAGUCCUACACAUACAGGGACCCCAUUACAGAAUUUGUGGAAUGCCUGUAUGUUAAUUUUGAUUUUGAUGGUGCACAGAAGAAGCUGAGAGAGUGUGAAACAGUGCUUGUGAAUGAUUUUUUCUUAGUGGCAUGCCUUGAAGACUUCAUUGAGAAUGCCCGUCUCUUUAUAUUUGAGACUUUCUGUCGCAUCCAUCAAUGUAUCAGCAUUGGUAUGUUAGCAGAUAAACUAAACGUGACUCCUGAGGAAGCAGAAAGAUGGAUUGUCAAUCUAAUCCGAAACGCACGAUUAGAUGCCAAGUUGGAUUCAAAGCUGGGCCAUGUAGUUAUGGGCAACAACGCAGUGUCACCCUAUCAACAGGUGAUUGAAAAAAACAAAAGCCUGUCUUUUCGUAGUCAAAUGUUGGCUAUGAACAUUGAGAAGAAACUGAAUCAGAGUGGUAGAUCUGAGGCACCUAACUGGGCUACUCAAGACUCUGGCUUCUACUGAGAAUUCUGCAGAGGGGGAGGAAUCAGUUGUCAUUUGAUUAAAAAGCAUAUGAUAAAUAUGAAAUGUAACCUUUUUGAGAAAAGCUAAUCGUGUGUUCUUAAAAAUUAUUUGAAUAAAAUUGGCUAAAUUU